Messenger RNA from Funneliformis caledonium, 945 nucleotides. The record is from the annotation of a GenBank genome assembly. Lineage: Eukaryota; Fungi; Glomeromycota; Glomeromycetes; Glomerales; Glomeraceae.
AUGAUUUUCAAACGCGAUUCCAAGUUAUCUAGAGAGAAUGAUUCACUUAAGCAACCAGUUGCACCCACAAAUUCAAAACAUCUUCCACCUGAAUUGAAAAAAUAUUGGAAUCAACGUUAUUUGUUGUUUUCGUUGUAUGAUGAAGGCAUUAUGAUAGAUGAAGAAGGAUGGUAUUCAGUGACACCAGAAUAUUUAGCAGAAUAUAUUGCUAAACGUUGUGCUUGCGAUACAAUAAUUGAUGCUAUGUGCGGUGUGGGUGGAAAUACAAUCCAAUUUGCAAAGACGUGUAAAAAAGUGAUUGCAAUUGAUAUAGAUGAAAAAAAAUUACAUUACGCCAAAAAUAACGCCAGUAUUUACGGAGUAGAAGAUAAUAUCGAAUUCAUUUUAGGAGAUGUUUAUGAUUUGAUACCUAAAUUGAAGGCUGACGUGGUGUUUUUGAGUCCACCUUGGGGAGGGCCAUCUUAUCUUAAGUCAAAAGGUUAUGAUAUUAAGACAAUGAUACCAGUAGAUGGCGAAAGAUUGUUCCGAGAAACAAGAAAUAUCACAAAAAAUAUUGCAUAUUAUGUUCCCAAAUCUAUAAAUUUUGACCAGAUGAGAAAAUUAUGCGAUCCUGAUGAAGUAUGUGAAUUUCAACAAGUAAUUGUUUGGGAGAAAAUUAAAUCAUAUGUAGCAUAUUAUGGUAACUUAGUGGGUAAUCAUUCUAGUGAAGUAAUCAAAGUUCCAAAAUAUUGGGCCAAUGAUACUUCUGACAAUUAUAUUCAGUCGGAAGAAAAUUAUGAUAAUUUAGUUGAUAAUAAUCUUAGUAAAGAAAUUAAAGUUUCAAAAUAUCGGGUUAAUGAUAUUUCUGAUAACUAUAUUAAUUCAGAAGAAAAUUAUGAUAAUUUAGUGGGUAAUAAUCUUGAUGAAGAAGUCAAAGUUUCAAAAGAUCAGAAUAUAAAAGAUUAA